AUGAGCUCAGCGGACCGUCUGCCGGUUGUUCCGUUUCCCCCAACACCCCGAAAAACACGGUGCGGCAAAAACAACCGGGGCGAGCGGCGCUCGGCAGCCUGCGCGUCGCCUCCCAUGAACGCGCAGCAGGAAGACAACAUGAGUCACGAAUGAGGUCCGCAGCAUGUCGUUCAAGAAGGAAACGCCCCUGGCCAACGCCGUGUUUUGGGCCGCGAGGAAGGGGAACGUGGCUCUCCUCCAGCUGCUGCUCAACAGCGGCCGCGUGGACGCGGACUGCAGAGACAGUUGCGGAACGACGGCGCUGAUGGUGGCGUCCUACAGCGGCCAUUACGAGUGCGUCAAAGACCUCAUCAUGCAGGGAGCCGACAUCAACUACCAAAGAGAGUGGGGUUCCACCGCCCUGUUCUUCGCCUCCCAGCAGGGACACGAUGACGUGGUCAAGCUCCUCUUUGAAUUCGGCGCCUCCACUGAAUUCCAGACAAAGGACGGCGGCACGGCGCUCACCGUUGCCUCUCAGCACGGACGCUCGAAGGUGGUGGAGACCCUGUUGAAGAACGGAGCCAACGUUCACGACCAGCUGAACGACGGCGCCACCCCUCUGUUCCUCGCCGCUCAGGAGGGUCACGUGACUGUGAUUCGUCAGCUGUUGUCAUCCGGCGCAAAGGUCAACCAAUCGAGGGAGGACGGCACCGCCGCCCUGUGGAUGGCGGCUCAGAUGGGUCACAACGAGGUGGUGAGGGUGCUCCUCUUACGCGGUGCGGAUCGGGACGCUGACAGACAAGACGGAUCGACGGCGUUAUUCAAGGCCGCUUUUGAGGGACACAACGGCGUCAUCGAGGAGCUUCUCAAGUUUUCUCCUUCAGUUGGAAUUCUCAAGAACGGCUCGACGGCCCUUCACGCCGCCGUGAUGGGCGGAAACCUUCAGACCGUCCUCCUGCUGCUCGGGGCCAACGCGGACCCGACGGUACCCAACAAGAAUAAUGAACUCCCUGCAGAUCUCACAAAGAGCGAUCGCAUCCUGAAGGCGUUGCGUCCAAAAAUCAUAAAUGGAGACAGUUGAUGACCAACCAGAGUCCGUCCUUCAUGCCUGCCUCUUCCACACUCACUAAUAAUGAUGAUGAUGAUGAUGAUGAUGAAGAUGAUGAAUACAGUGCCGAUCUAUGUACUAUAUAUAUAUAUAUGGUGCUUGCUUUUCAUUGCGACUGAAAUGAAGCCGUCAUAUGUUGAAUAAACCAUCUCCUUCACUCUGUCGCUCGACAGCAUAUGCAUUUAUUUUUUA
Molecule: messenger RNA, 1279 nt
Organism: Cyclopterus lumpus (lumpfish)
Lineage: Eukaryota; Metazoa; Chordata; Actinopteri; Perciformes; Cyclopteridae
Gene: ankrd29
Product: ankyrin repeat domain 29
Exons: 10
Coding region: 164-1060 (298 amino acids)
Biological process (GO): positive regulation of transcription by RNA polymerase II
Cellular component (GO): nucleus
Molecular function (GO): transcription cis-regulatory region binding; protein binding
Source: RefSeq, a predicted model, not a curated record